This is a messenger RNA of Vigna radiata var. radiata (mung bean), 3951 nucleotides long. Its product is annotated as protein argonaute 10. Gene Ontology annotation, biological process: regulatory ncRNA-mediated post-transcriptional gene silencing. The coding region runs from base 774 to 3611 and encodes 945 amino acids. Gene Ontology annotation, molecular function: protein binding; RNA binding. NCBI's taxonomy places the organism in Eukaryota, Viridiplantae, Streptophyta, Magnoliopsida, Fabales, Fabaceae. Gene Ontology annotation, cellular component: cytoplasm. The record is from RefSeq and is a predicted model, not a curated record. The transcript is spliced from 25 exons.
UUAAUAAGGGCACGAAAGUCUUCACAUGGGUGGUGUUGUUCAUUUAUAAUGAACCAUUGUUUGUUUAUUUUGUUAUGGAAGGAGUUUUUGAUUUUAUAUAUAGAUGUUGUAUCUGUCGUGUGAAGCCAGUGAAAGGGACAGGACACAUGAUUGUUCUUGGUGUCUUUGUAAUGAUCCGAAAUAGUUGAAGAGAGUUACUAUCACUUGUACCAUUCUUGGGUAUCCCUAGUUCCCCCAUCUCCCCAUCCAAAAGGCCACAAAAACAAAGAGAAAAGGGCCAAAAUCCAAUUUAUUUAUUUAUUGGGACAGGCACACCAUAGUUUGCAGCAUUUACCCUUGGGUGCACGUACAACUGACAUUGGCAUUUGGCAUUUGGCAGGCAGCCAUUAUGGCAUGUUCAUGCAUACUGUCCGGAUAUCCAAGCACAACCAAGCUUCAAAUUUUGUUUUGACUCCUUCCUUGCUCCUGUUUUUUAUGCCUCUUGUCUCUGCUACUGCUACCCUCCUUUCUGUUCUGUGUUCUGGUGUGGUGUGGUGUGGUGUGCUUACUCAAUCUGCUUUAGGGUCCCGUUCUGUCGUUUUAAUUCAACUUGGGAAGGAGUUAAAGCUCCUUUGUGCUCGCUGAAAAGGGAAAGUGGAGAUGGUGCUGAUGUUGCUGUUGUGGACUUGAGUGCAAAGUUUUUAUUAUUAUAUAUGUGCCCAUAAGCAUCAAAGAGUGUUUCAGAGAAUGUACAGCGCCUAGGGGAAGAUGAAACACUGUCGAGAUUUGAUGCCAUGCCAUACCUUUCUUUCUUUCUUUCUUUCUUUUUAUUUAUUUUCCCUUCUUUUCAGCUUUCAGCCGUUACAAGGCCUCUUCAUGCCUUUCCCACUCUUAACUAUUUGCCAAGUUCAAUGAAGGAUCCAGCGGAGGAUCAAAUGAAAUCUAGGAGUGCCCUGCAGAGAUCAAAAGACCUUAGAAGAAGAGAUAAAAGAAGAAGCCAAUGCAAACAAGAUAAAUUGCAAGAAACAGGACUUGACUCGCAAUUGGUUUCCUCUGCUUGCAAAAGUCUUGUGUUUCCUGCCAGACCUGGCUAUGGCCAGCUGGGGACAAAGUGUCUGGUCAAAGCUAAUCAUUUCCUGGCAGAUAUAUCAGCUUCUGACUUGAGCCAUUACAAUGUUACAAUAACACCUGAAGUCACUUCUCGUAAAACAAGCAAAGCCAUCAUAUCUGAGUUGGUGAGGCUUCACAGGAACACUGACUUGGGGAUGAGGCUUCCUGUUUAUGAUGGAGGAAGAAAUCUCUACACUGCUGGCUUGCUUCCAUUUGCAUACAAAGAGUUCUCCAUAACAUUGAGCCGGGAUGACGAGGGUACUGGUGGUACCAGGGAAAGAGAAUUUGAAGUGGUGAUAAAGUUUGCAGCUCGUGUCAGCAUGCAUCAAUUACGUGAGCUUCUGAGUGGGAAACAAGUGGACACCCCACAAGAGGCGCUUACUGUCAUUGACAUUGUAUUGAGGGAGCUUGCAGCUCAGAGCUUCGUGUCAAUUGGGAGGUUUCUCUAUUCUCCGGAUUUAAGAAAACCACAGCAGUUAGGUGGUGGUCUGGAAUCAUGGCGCGGCUUCUACCAAAGUAUAAGGCCUACUCAGAUGGGAUUGUCCCUUAAUAUUGACAUGUCAUCAAUGGCUUUUAUUGAACCACUCCCUGUAAUUGACUUUGUUGCUCAAAUUUUGGGAAAAGACGUGCUCUCAAAGCCACUGUCAGAUGCAGAUCGUGUCAAGAUUAAGAAAGCCUUAAGAGGUGUGAAAGUCGAAGUUACACAUAGAGGAAGUUUUCGAAGGAAGUACAGAAUUACAGGAUUGACAUCACAACCUACAAGGGAGCUCAAUUUCCCUGUCGAUGAGAAAAUGAACAUGAAAUCAGUGGUUGAUUACUUUCAAGAAAUGUAUGGAUAUACAAUUAUAUAUUCUCAUCUACCCUGCCUUCAAGUAGGAAGUCAAAAGAAGGUGAACUAUUUGCCUAUGGAGGCAUGUAAGAUAGUUGGAGGUCAGAGAUAUACAAAAGGGCUUAACGAAAAGCAGAUAACUUCUCUGUUGAAGGUCUCAUGCCAGAGACCACGUGAACAAGAGACAGACAUUCUACAGACAAUUCAAGAAAAUAAUUAUGAGUAUAAUCCCUAUGUAAAGGAGUUUGGUAUCAGCAUUGACAGCAAACUUGCAUCAGUUGAAGCUCGGGUUCUUCCUGCUCCAUGGUUGAAAUAUCACGACACUGGAAGAGAGAAAGAACACUUGCCACAAGUUGGUCAAUGGAACAUGAUGAACAAGAAAGUUAUAAACGGAAGCACUGUAAGAUAUUGGGCAUGUAUCAAUUUCUCACGAAGUAUCCAAGAAAUUGCUCGCGGGUUUUGCCAACAGUUGGUUCAAAUGUGCCAAAUCUCAGGCAUGGAAUUUAGUCUAGACCCUGUGAUUCCUAUAUACACAGCAAGACCUGAUAUGGUAAAGAAAGCCUUGAAGUACGUACAUUCUGCUGUGCGAGAUAAACUUGGUGGGAAAGAACUAGAGUUGCUGAUUGCCAUUCUUCCAGACAACAAUGGCUCUCUGUAUGGUGAUCUCAAAAGAAUCUGCGAAACAGAUCUGGGGUUGAUUUCUCAGUGCUGUCUUUCAAAACACGUGUUCAAGAUCAAUAGACAGUAUCUGGCAAAUGUGGCCUUAAAGAUCAAUGUCAAGUUGGGAGGAAGGAACACAGUACUUUUGGAUGCCUUAAGUUGGAGGAUCCCAUUGGUUAGUGACAUUCCAACAAUAAUUUUCGGAGCUGAUGUGACUCAUCCAGAAUCUGGAGAGGACCCUUGUCCAUCCAUUGCUGCUGUUGUAGCCUCCCAGGACUGGCCGGAAGUAACAAAGUAUGCAGGAUUAGUAUGUACUCAGCCUCAUCGUGAGGAACUCAUUCAAGAUCUUUUUAAAUGUUGGAAGGAUCCUCAUCAUGGUGUAGUUUAUGGCGGCAUGAUCAGAGAGCUGUUACUCUCGUUUAAGAAGGCAACUGGACAAAAACCGCUGAGAAUAAUAUUUUACAGGGAUGGGGUAAGUGAAGGACAAUUCUACCAGGUUUUGUUGUACGAACUUGAUGCCAUUCGUAAGGCUUGUGCAUCUUUGGAACCGAGUUACCAACCUCCGGUAACAUUUGUUGUGGUUCAGAAACGGCAUCACACCAGACUAUUCUCAAACAAUCAUGACGACAGAAACAGCACUGAUAAGAGUGGGAAUAUCUUACCUGGUACCGUGGUGGAUUCUAAGAUCUGUCAUCCGACGGAAUUCGAUUUCUAUUUAUGCAGUCAUGCGGGAAUUCAGGGUACAAGUAGACCAGCCCAUUAUCAUGUUCUGUGGGACGAGAACAAUUUCAGUGCUGAUGAGAUUCAAUCUCUGACCAACAACUUGUGCUACACAUAUGCAAGAUGUACACGAUCUGUUUCUGUAGUGCCUCCUGCGUACUAUGCUCACUUGGCAGCAUACAGAGCUCGUUUCUACAUGGAACCAGAUGUUCAUGAGAUUGGUAAAUCUCGAGGUGGUAGAUCAAAAGAUGAGUCAGUUCGGCCACUACCAGCUCUGAAAGAGAAGGUGAAGAAUGUGAUGUUUUACUGUUGAAUGAGAAGCGAUAGAGAGACUUCCACGUAGAGAUACAGCAGCAUAUGUAGGAAAAGGAAAUUGAAAUUAAUACAAGUGAGAAAGUUCAACAUGUACAACCUAACUGCUCAUAAUUCAUAAUUCUCUGCAUGGAAUUUUUUGACCAAGUCUAGGUUGUUUCAGUCUUUCUAGUUCUUAGGGAAGCUUAUUAUGUAGAAAUUACUGGUGUAUCGAUUUUCGAGCUUCAGAGCAUGUGCUGCUGGAAUUACCUUACAUUUUAACAUGAAGUGAAAAAAGGUCUAAAAAUAGUGAAAUUGUUUCGACUAAACACUAUAACUUCAUACUCCAAUCCUUUUAUAAA